AUGGCUGAACAACACGAUGGCACACGUGUGCCGUCUGACAACUUUCGAGAUCCCGAUCGUGAGCUCGCAACAAUCGACGAUGGUGACACAUUUUCAAAGUCACAAGAUGCCGAGUCGGCCAUCGAUAAAUUCUUAAAUGCCUAUCGUCACCCGCUCGACCGAGAACUUCGAGAGCAGCCGAAACUGACGCACCCAGUGGUGGUACCUCAGCGAAGGCCCGGCCACAAAGAACGUGGCUUCGUCAAGGCAUAUGCACCCGCGUUACAAGAGCAUGACAUUAGUCAAGAGGCCUUUUUUGACUUCAUAAAAUUAGUCAACCAGGCGGUCCAGCAAAACAAGUGGCUCGUUGCUAUCCAGCUGGCUGCAGUCGGAACCUCUUUCGUGCCCAGCAACAUAGCCUUGGGGGUUUCAGUUGCUGUGCAAUUCAUUGCCGGUGCAAUUGCAGAGGCGGAAGCUAAGUGGAGGUGCGUCCGCGCCUACUUGCAAAUUUACGAGAGUUAUUGUGCUGAUUCGCAGCACAAUCCUAGAACCAAUUCCUUUUUGGAUCGUAUCAACCGAGAGUAUUUUCGCCCCCGUGGACUUUAUUGCCUGCUCAUGUCUUACGACCCUAUCGCCAUGGAACAGAAGGAAAGCGUAGAAGAGGUCGACGCCAUCUCGCGAUCUAUGCUUCCGGAGUCUUCGUCGGAAUCGCGAUCGAAGCUGAUGGACCGCGCAAAGAGGAACCUGCGCAAUCCAGUGGCCGCCACUACCGAGGGUGAAGGCAACCUUCCAAGCAAGGCAGCCGCUUUGGUCUACCGGGAUGAGCAAAAGUCAGCUUCGCCCAAUGGAUCCGAUAUCAAAAAGGUGUUUCGCCUUAACAACUACCUUGAUCGACGAGCACAGGCGCGAUAUGCGAAAGAAAGCAAAGGGGAUGUCCUCUCAAAUCCUCAUGUGCGGAGCUUCAAGAACCGAUACCUUGACCCCAACUCCUCUGCAAGCAAUGGCGGCCUUUUGGGCUUCUUGUCUGGCGGGCUCCUGACACCCAACAUCGAAAGAAGCAUGCAAGCAAUCCAAACGCAAUACGCGAUCCAGGAGCAGGCCAUUCAAGACCAGCAAAGACUCAUGACAGAUGCCCUGCAGCAGCAGGCUCACAGCAUGGGUCUCAGUGUAGAGCAAGAACAAGCUUUUCUCCGACAAUACCAAGAUGCUUACGACUCGCAGCUGCGACAGAUGCAGGAACAGGUAAAGAUGCUGAAGAACGGGCAACUCCAGCGUCGUAUUGUUCGUAACAUCCUUUACCUAAUGAUUGUCAACAUGCCUUCCGAAACGGAGAUGGCGGCGGCACGUGUGCAGGUCAACAAAAAGCGACCUGGCCCUACCGACAGUUUUCAAUUCGAAUCUCUCGAGGUGUAG
Acaromyces ingoldii is the source of this 1392-nucleotide messenger RNA. RefSeq lists its product as hypothetical. The record is from RefSeq and is a predicted model, not a curated record. The transcript has 3 exons. Lineage: Eukaryota; Fungi; Basidiomycota; Exobasidiomycetes; Exobasidiales; Cryptobasidiaceae. Bases 1 to 1392 code for a protein of 463 amino acids.